Molecule: messenger RNA, 1876 nt
Organism: Priapulus caudatus
Lineage: Eukaryota; Metazoa; Priapulida; Priapulimorpha; Priapulimorphida; Priapulidae
Product: motile sperm domain-containing protein 1-like
Exons: 7
Coding region: 79-762 (227 amino acids)
Cellular component (GO): cytoplasm
Source: RefSeq, a predicted model, not a curated record
GUUGAAUCGACUCUCGAGUUCAAAAUACCGUUUAUUAUAGAGGUCAGGACAGUGGUUGUGUAACUUCAACAAACAAUCAUGAAUGUUGGAUCACCAUUAUUAAGUGAUGGAAAGCUGCCAGUUUUCUUAUUCCCAACAUCAUUGAGUUUCUUUGAGGAUGAUCAAAGUUCCCAUAAGCAAGUGUUGACUAUAUACAACCCAUAUGAAUUUGCUCUCAGGUUUAGAGUACUCUCAACUGCACCAAGUAAAUACCUAGUAGCUGAUUCUGAGGGAACGAUAAAGCCACAAUGCUGUAUUGACAUAGUGAUUAGACACACAGCUAUUAAUUCGGCCAAUUAUUCUGUCACGGACAAGUUUAGAGUGCAGGUGUAUGAGCACUCAGGCUCCAGACAAAUUAUUGGAAAAAGAGAUGUUCCAAGCACACUUCUGCCAGGGAUGCAGGAAGAAAGGGAGAGACAUAUUAGUGAUUUGGAUCAGUUUGAACAGCUUCCCCGUUCUCAAGUUACUAGACAUCAGGCAUCAGCACAGUAUAGGCUUUCAGAUAGACAUGACCGACGAGAAGGAGGCCACGAGACAUCAACAUCAACAUCAAGUAUCAUGGUGAUCAUGGUGGGAGUGUUAUGCGUGCUUGCACUGAUGCUACCACUUGUCGGUGACCAAGCUUCUUCGUGGCCGGAUUACCUCCAUAUUAGCAUUCAUCAGAAACUUAUAUCAGCCUACGUGCUAGGACUGAUAACCGUAGUCUUGCUUCGACCAACGUGAUACCAAGGUCAUACCAUUGUAUAGUAUGGUUGGACUCGGGAUCUACGUCUGCAGCGCCACAGAAAAUAACAUUGCUCCGAUAAUGAAGCUAUGCAUUGGACUAUUUUGCCGCUAUGGAAUGUAAGCCAGUAGAGUUUAAGAUAAGAACGUAGAGAGUUUAAUCAUCGAGUUGGCAAAGGCAUCAAUCUCAAUACUAUUCGGACGCCAGUUUCACACACUCACCAUUGCACACUACUGUGAUACUUCUCUUAUUGGAUUGUGCCGAGUUCACCCUAUUCAAAUGACUCAAUUAGUUUUACGUUGACUCACAGUAGUUUUUGCGGUCCUUUUGUUACUAAUAGAAAUGUAGAAUCGAAAUUACAGGCUAUUUCUGUGGCUACUGUGUACCUGUGGUACUGAACUGAUACCCAAAAUUUACAAUAGUGUACCUAUUAGUCACAAAAGAAAAAACUAUCCACACAUGCAUUUUCAUUACCGUGAUACAAAGCAUACGAAUAGUUAUGGGCAUGCAGAGAAUUUUGGCAAUAGGCGCUAAAAACGGUAAUGAACUUUGAUUCAGUAUUUAUUCGUUUUGGUAAAUUGCUAUAAAAUCGUCAACAAGUGAAUGAGUGAAAACUCACCUUGCAUAACUUAUGUGCCAUCCUCACCAUUCCAUUGUAAGGUAAAUAACAUAAAAUGUAUGAAUGUAUAGACUAUUUAUUUAUUGCAGUGAUUCUAGUGAUUCUGCUAUGUGGGAAGAUUCUGCAGCUGUAUUGUGAACUGGUUUUAUGCCAAGAGUAUAUAUUAGACCUGGCACAACAAUGUAAUUUUAGUUAAACUUGAGAUUAUAAAACUAUGAUGGAAAGUAGGGAGGAUGAGUUGAAACAUUUUUAUAAUUCAUGUCAUGAACAUGAUAUAAAACAAUGUACACCAAAAUGAUAGAGGAGAAAUGGGCUAAUGGUACACGUUUUACUGUAUAUAGUAAUGAAUACAGAAGGAAUAGGUCUUAUCCCAAUUAUACAUAGUUUCAUAAUGCCCAAAAAUACUUGGUGAAAUUACAAAUGGCUUUUUGUGAUCAAGUAAGUUUACAGUGUUUGUAGACAUACACAUGCAUUAAAUUAUAUCUAUAGUCAGA